GUUUGCUUGCCUUCUUUGCAGUUGGGGGAGGGGGCGACGGGGUGGAGAGUCUGAAUCCCACCCCGCCAGACGGAGACAGGAGGAUUUGCGAAGAGUUCUUUCUCCCUAGGAACUGCAGCCAGCCAGCCAGACCCCGAAGGCUUCCCUUCAAACUUGCUGCGCGUCUCUCCACAGCCUCCCAUGCGCCUCGCUGGAACAGAAGCGGCAGCGCGCGCUCCCUGCCUGAGACCCCCGAGGCCCCUUUCAAGGUCCAGCCGGCGCGGCUCUCUUUCCCUCAGCGCAAACGGUGAAAUAAGUACGACAGACAAUAUUUAAAAUAUUAAUUUCUGGUCUUGAAGAUUUGAGGAUGGAAGUCUUUCAUUUAGGGACGAUCUUGGCACUUUUAAUACCGGGAUUGGUCCUCGGUGAUGAUCCCAACAGACACUAUGCAAAUCUGACUGACUCUGGAAACUAUUUCACGACUUACUCUGGAAGAGAGCAUAGAAUACUUUUUGCGACCAGUGAACCCAGUCAACUGAUGCAACCAAACAAAACUGUUCUUUGUCAACAGCGUACUAAAUUUAAUAAUGUUUUCAAAUAUAUCAACACAGUACUAUCUUGUGCUAUUUUCAUCAUUGGUCUGGUUGGGAAUGUAACUCUACUAAGGAUUAUCUACCAGAACAAAUGUAUGAGGAAUGGCCCUAAUGCGCUAAUAGCUAGCUUGGCAUUGGGAGACCUCAUCUAUAUAGUCAUCGAUAUCCCGAUUACGACAUAUAAGCUUCAUGCUGAACGCUGGCCUUUUCCAAACACGGAAUUUGGGUAUUUUCUUUGCAAAUGUGUUCCUUUUAUACAGAAGGCAUCUGUAGGAAUUACAGUCCUUAAUCUCUGUGCCUUAAGCGUGGACAGGUAUCGAGCAGUUGCUUCUUGGAGUCGUGUUCAGGGAAUUGGAGUCCCCUUGAUCACUGCUAUUGAAAUCAUUGUCAUUUGGAUCCUUUCCUUUUUCCUGGCGAUCCCAGAGGCACUUGGCUUUACUACUCUACCCCUUGAGUACAGAGGAAAAUCUUACGUUGUUUGCAUGCUCGUGCCUACUAACAAGUUUUUGGAGUUUUACAGAAAUGUUAAGGACUGGUGGCUUUUUGGUUUCUAUUUCUGUGUGCCACUUGGAUGUACUGCGAUCUUUUACUCCCUAAUGACCUGUGAAAUGCUGAACAGGAAGAACAGAAAUUUGAGAAUAGCUCUCAAUGAACACCUGAAGCAGCGACGAGAAGUUGCAAAGACAGUUUUCUGUUUAGUUGUGAUUUUUGCCCUUUGCUGGUUUCCUCUUCACUUGGGUCGGCUUCUGAAGAAACUGAUGGACAAAGAAAUGAACGUCAACAGAUGCGAAUUUCUCUGCUUUCUGUUGGCAUUUGAUUAUAUCAGUAUGAAUCUAGCAGCCAUAAAUUCCUGCAUAAAUCCUAUAGCACUCUAUUUUGUCAGCAAGAAGUUCAAAAACUGUUUCCAGUCAUGCCUCUGCUGCUUGUGCUACCAGAAUGGAUGCCAAACAACAUCUGUUUCUAUGAACGGAACGAGUAUGCAGUGGAAGAACAAUGAGUUGAACAAUCACAACACAGAACGUAGCAUCCACAAGGACAGCUUAAACUGAGGUUCAACAAAAACUGCACAAUCUUAAGAAGGAAAUGAUGGUGCAGUGAAACGUUUUAAGCAAGAUGUUUUCUGGUACUCAAAAAAAAUUAUACUGAAAGAGUUCAUUCCUUGGCGCUUACUUCCAGUGAUGACCAAAUAGACUGGUGAAGUUCUGUACAGGUUUCCAAAUGGAGGCAUGGAAGCUUUUUUAAAGAAAUAGACUUCUUGGUGAAAGGAAGAAGAAUCCAUACAGUAUUCUGCAGUGUAUUUGCAGGCUGCAGAUGGAGCUACAUAAUGAAUGCAGUGUUUCUGGUGUCCUUUUUAAAAUUGGGUGGUAAGUCAGAAUUACUAAUGGUAGAUUUAAAAAAAAACCUUCUAUCUGCCAUUGCUUUGUGUUACCAUCAAUAUCUCCGUUGUUCUUUUGGCAGGAAAUAUUUUAGUAAAUAUAUCCACAAUUAAAAGCACGUUCAGUGUGAAUAUAUAUGUUUGUGUCAGCAUUUCAGUUUUGAAUACUGUAAAUAAGACAUUAGCAUUUGCAGCACUUUGCUAGCCUGUGAUGUGAUUUAUAGGAACAGGCCUGAAACAGCAACAAUAUUAAAUUCCUAGACUGUAAACUGAGGUCCCAAACAUAUCAUCAUAUAAUUGCUGGACCACCUUUUUACGAAAAGGCACAUUUGUAUAUAUCACCAUGAAAGCAUCUGAAGACCUAUCCAUUGUCUACUGCUUACAUUUCCUCACUCCUAUUAGAUUAUGAAUGCAGAAUUCUAAUCUGGCAGAAUCUAUUAUGACUUCAGAAUGAAAUGUGAGUACAGCAGUAUGAAUGGAUCACGUAGCAGAUCAUUUUCAAAACUGUUUGCACAGGCAUUGAAAAGUAAUUUUGCAGUGGGAGAAUAGUGUACACAAGAUUAUUAUCUGAUUUUGCAAUUACCUGGCUAACAAGCAUUUAAAAAUAGAUUUAAAAUCUAGUAAUACCAAUAAGAUUUCCUUCGAAUCCAUUGUAAUUAAGAUUGGCGGUCAUAAAAUUAACAAGAACGAAACCUCUGAAACUACCAUUUGCUUGCAUUUUGAUGUCUUUAUGAAGAUAGUUAUUUAACACAGGGCAUGGAGAAAAAGUGGUUGGGCCUAGAUAGAUCCUAGAGGAGGCACUACCGCUAUCCAGCUGUAGAUGGAAGCAAACAUAAAUGGCUUGUGUCACCAGAUAAUGAUCAAAACAUGCAUCAAAUAUACAAACCUAGCCAGUAUGAUGAGCUCUACUAUAUGGCUGGGGGACAUACAUUCAGAUAUGAAGCAGUGCACUAGAAAUCUUAGAAAUCAGCACUGCUUAUAUGCGUGGAAAUAUUACCAUAGAUUAGGAGACUGUCUUUGAGCAGUUCUUCUGGCAGUAAUUUGUUUUCAAUUGGAUUUUUGUCUGUGGCAUUUUGCCAAAAAGAAAACAAAAAGAAUCAUCUCCUAACAGUGACUCUAGUUUAAAAACUUCACUCAAAAUCAUUGUCUGUGCCUAUGUGGACCACAGUCCUCUAAUGAGUACAUUAGACCUUGCCAAUAUCCAUACAGUUUUAUAUUUGACUGUCCAGUCUUUCAUUGUUGUCAUUGGCUUUAAUAUUGCAAUACAAAGGAUACAUCCAUAAACAAUGUUCAAGAUCUUCCUCUCUGUUUUUGCCACGUGCACACUGAUGGUGCAGUCCUAAGCAGUGUUACCCUUUUAAGUCCAUUGAAAUCAGUGCUUUGGAUUGCACUACCAAGUUCAUUAGAGAAAAUGUCAUUUGUGUCAUAGCUUUCCUCUGAGUGUCAUUAGUCAUGUCAGUUUAAUAACGAAUGUUGUUUAAUCACACAUUUAGAUCAGUGACUCAAAAGUAAAGAGUUUUCUCGCUGACCCAGGGUAAAUGACAAUGGCUUCAAUCCCUUUGCCUGUUAUAAGUGGGAAAGUCCUAUUAGCUUAUGUAGAAAUUCCAAAUAAAUAACUAGAAUUGCAGCCGCUGUGCCCAGUGGAAUAUUUCACAAAUUGUAUGAUGAAGUUCUGAAAUCAUUUCCCAACUAUUAUAUUCUUUCCUGUAUAUUACUGGAUUUGUUUGGUCAAUUCAGGCAUAUCUCAAUGUUCAUAAUUCAUCUGCAACAAUUAUAAAUAAGCCAGACUACCAUUGCUGGUCAUGUAGCAAUAUUAUGUUGUUAUACUUUGCCAUUUUAUUUGUUUAAUGCUUUUAAUUGCUGCAUCUGGCUCUGACUGCCUACCAGAGGAAAUGAUAAUUCACAAAUAUGAUAACACAAAUGUGAAAUUUGAAUCCAUGUAAAUGAAUGAAUGCUUCCACAUUGUUGUCAUAAGCUCUUUGGGGUGGCCAUUAUUUGCCUCUUAUUGCUAAACAGGUAGCAUUUUAUUAGUCAGCAAAAUGAAUUACAACAAUGUAGUAUAUGAUGUGCAUGCUGCAUAAAACCUCCAGGAGAUUUACAGCAUCUGCUCUGUCUGGUUUAGGAAAAUAGCUAUGUGGCUUGGAACGUCCAGCUGUAUUUCAAGUGGAUGACACAGUUCUGUGCAUAAUUUACAAGGUCAAAUGCAAAGUGCCUAUGAUUAUAUCUGCUGAACAAUUUCCAGAAUGUUUACAGACAAACAGCAGAGAACAUGUUAAUUUGUAUAUAAUAUGUAUAUAAAUCUCUCCUGUGUAAAUGACUGUGUGUAUUUUAGUGAAUGCUUCUCUUAACAGCCUUUGUCUGUUUAUAUACCAAUAUACAUGUUAAUGUUUUCAAGCAAAAUAUAAUGUAUUUGCAUUGUAUUGUAAUAAUAUGUAAGAGCAUAGUAUAGAUAAAACCUUGAGAUUUUUUUCCUCAGAGCCUCUACAUAACAAAAUAGAAAUAUAGGUAACUUUUUUUUUCUGGUUCUGACUCAGUGAAUUCUGUUUCAGUGUCAACACGGAUAGAAUAUGCCAUGAUGGCAUUUUGCAAAGCAACAAUUUCUCUGUAGAACCAUUUAUAUUCCUGAUUUUACUAUCUUGCACUAUAAAGAUCUUGGGUAGAACCACAACCAGAUUAUGAUAUGUGAUGCUGCAGCCUCUCCUGACUUCUUUCGCCUGCUCUAGCCUCUGUGCAUUUUACAACAUACUGGCAAGAAACCCUAAAAUAGAAGUGAUGUGUGAGAGAUUAAAAAGUGGUCUUCCCAGCUCUUCAGAGAAUGGUCUUAAAAGUCCAGCUCAGCAUCAAUCCACAUGCACUGACAUCUCACAUCUUGGCCUAUGACCUACAAGGAAAGUCUGUUAAUGACUGUUAGGCUGAUUCCGCACACGUUGGAUAAUACACUUUCAAUGUACUUUAUCAGUCGUUUGAGGUGGAUUUUUUGUUCCACGCAUGAAAAAAUCCGUUCCAAAUGAUCUAUAAAGAGGAUUGGAAGUGCAUUAUCCAACGUGUGCGGAAUCAGCCUUAAUGAGGAGUCCAGUCUAUAAAUAUCAAUAAGGCCUACUUCUGUUUUGUUGUAGUUAAGGGCAGGGCAAAAGAAUCGGAUAUUCACAAAUAUUUAUAUUUUUAUAGAAAACAUGCAUACUCAAGUACAGAGGCAAAAAUGGGGACUAAAAACAGGAUAUAACUAUAAAAAUAAGGAGGAGAUUAAACUUUGAAAGCUUUCUGCAAGGUCAACGAGGAUCUUGGGUAUGAGAGGUACUGGGUUAGCCGAGAGGCCUGAGUAGCCAGAUAUUCCUUCUGGCUCUCAAGAAAAAGAAGCAGUUACCAGGGUGCCUGUAGAUCGCAGGGCUUCACUGAGCGCUAGAAGCCACUCUAGAAAUCCACUAUCACUUACUUUAACCCUUUACUUGAUUUGACAUCAUAGCAAGUGCUCUCCUGUAUCAACUGAGCACUUGGCUUUCCAGUCAAGUAAGAGGUUAAAAGUGAAGGAAUCUGGAUUCCUAGAGAGGCUCAUGUUUAGGAUCAGCAAGUUCCCUUUUCUCAAUUCUUUAUAUAGUCACGCAAUUAAGGUAUUUCAUACUGAUGAUCAGAUUUUGUUGUUGUUAACACUUGCAGGGUUCUUUUCUUUGUAAAGUAUGUGUGUCUUAUGCAGUUCAUACCUAAUCCUGGAUGUAUUUCCAUGUCAUCUUGCAAUAUACAUUUUCAGGGCCCCCACCUCCAUGAUACAAAAUUAGCACAUUACAAAUGCAUUGCUAAUUUUAACUGUCUUCAUCUGUUUGUAUUCAUAAAACUUAUCUGGAGCAGCCAUUCAGUAUCCAAAAAAAUGUGGGGAUGGAGGGUGAUAUAUCAUUUCCACUUCCUCCUAACUUAUCCCAUCUUUGUUAUGAAAUUUUUAAAAUCAUUUUUUACAUUAUUUUGAUACAACUGAUUGCUUGCAAUUGCAAACUCCAAUGUUUCUCAGCAUGUUUCUCAAGGGCUUUUUGCAAGCCCUGCCUGCCUAGUUCUGUUCAAAUAUCCCUGUUUCGCUCUCAUUUCUCCCUUGUGAGAAAAGAACCUAUGAACCUUUGUUUUCUCACCAGCUUUUCUUUCCUUGUGCUGAAUUUUCCCCAUUAAAAUUAAUGCCUUUUCCAAGAUUUUUUGCAUCAACUGCAUAUAAAUGACAUCUAGUGUACACAUGGAGUACAGAGGGCAAAAAGAAGCACAAACCAUCAGCAAUAAAAUUGAUGCUGGCAAACUGAAACCAGUGACAGAGUCAAAAAGGAAAAAUAGUUUAUUUUUGACUAUGGAGGAACCAAUAAGGCCAACUUCUCACGAUCUUUUUGAAGCUAAGUUACGUAAAUAUGUCUAACGAAUUUCACAUAUUGCCAACGUUUGGGUCAUUAUAAUGCUGGACUUCUCUAAAUAUACCGUGAGGCUGCGUGCAGCCAGUCUGGCACUUUAUCUCCUCUGUGCCAACUUGACCCGGACCUUCUGCCACUGGCUGGGACUGGGAGAGAGUCUUGGGUGACUACAGGCCUGUGUUUGAGUCCUGCCUGGCAGAAGCCUGGUGACAAUCUCAGGGGCUGAUGGCAAGGUUUCCUUCACAUGCUCUAACAGAGUGUCCUCUGGCACUGAUGAGACAUUGGCAGGUGCCCCUGCAGUGCUGGUCCCUUCCUGGUCCCUCUCAUUCACCAGAGUUACUGACCCUAGCUCCUCAAACUCCUCCUAUGGCGAUUCUGUAAGAGUCUCUGAGAGGAUCAGAGGGGUCAUCAUGAUGACACAGUCAGUCAGUCAGUCAGUCAGUCAGUCAGUCAGUCAGUCAGUCAGUCAGUCAGUCAGUCAGUCAGUCAGUCAAUGAAACAAUCAUACAAUCAAUCAGGCCAUUCAAUAGUUGUUGUCUACAAAGCAGAUACUCAACAAUAGGUUACUUCAGAUUUUUAUCCUCAAGGCAGUGCUUCUGUGGGGAUAUCACAUUCCUUGAAACUGAAAGAACUAAUUUUGCAUCCGUGAAAACUGUGCCUUCCCAGGUCGCACAGCCUUUGCAAUGGCAACUGCCGUGAGAAAUAUAGGAGCUUUUUCAGUACCUGUAUUUUGUGAUGGACACUAUCCACCACCACCUCCACCCCUGCCAAUUUCUUUAUAGGGUGGGUUCUGGUAUGAGGGAAAAAAAACAGGUAAAGUUGUACUGCAAUCUGCCCGGACUGUAAGAAAAGGAUGGUAAAGAAACCUAAACAAUAUUUGAUUAAGUUCAUUUGAUAGAACAUGAUGUGCACGGAAAAAUAUUCGGCAUUAGUUCAGCCAGCAUGAGAUGGAGCAUGAGGGUUGCUAUGAUCAACAGUAGCAGGUGGUAGCAAUAAACCUCCUGGCUGCUGUGGAGGGAUGGCACAAAGGGAAAUUGUCAACCAAAACGAUUCGCCUGUGAGUAGCGACUUUUCAGUGGUAAUACCCCGAGCUAUAAAAUGUCUUUCCAUGGAGAAACUUACCUGGCACUUUCUUUGCUAAGCUUUAGGUGAAAAUAAUUUUAUUUGUGUGAACUUUUUACUGAGAUUCUUCCUUCUGUGGUUGCUUCUUUGAUCUUUCUUCAGUUGUUUUUAUUAUCCGCUUAACUGGUUUCUUAAAUUGUGAUGUUUAUGGUAGUUUUAUAUUUUAUAGGAAGUUUCUUCGAAGUAUGAAAAAAAAUCUUGUUUGAAAGCUGCACAGCUCAUUUUUAAAAAAAAUAAAGAAUAGAUAAUAUAAAAUAA
Messenger RNA from Eublepharis macularius, 7706 nucleotides. It is a transcript of the gene EDNRA, whose product is annotated as endothelin receptor type A. The transcript is spliced from 8 exons. Bases 347 to 1621 code for a protein of 424 amino acids. Gene Ontology annotation, biological process: regulation of blood pressure; vasoconstriction; enteric nervous system development. The record is from RefSeq and is a predicted model, not a curated record. NCBI's taxonomy places the organism in Eukaryota, Metazoa, Chordata, Lepidosauria, Squamata, Eublepharidae. Gene Ontology annotation, molecular function: endothelin receptor activity. Gene Ontology annotation, cellular component: membrane.